CCUGUCAUUACUUAUGCGCACGGCAGAUGGCAGCAUAGAAUUUCACUCAAGACAAUUGACCACGUGAGGAAGAAUGAGCUCUGUAUGCACGCAUGCGCAUUGAGUUGUUUCACUAAAUGGAGGUUGUUUGAAAUGUCUGCUGUGACAAAUUGAAAACAUGCAGUGAUAUUUUGCUAUUUGUUGAUUCCUGUAAAGUUGCACUGAGAGAUCGGACAUAAUGGGUGAGUUAAAACAUGACAAGUGCUGUCAGCACGCAUGAAGGGUUGCGCGGAAAGUAAAUGAGUGUUAGUAACCGGUUAGCGAAACUGCUAAACACAGUCACAAUACUGUAUCCUCUAUGACAUGUUAUAGCUACUGUAGGCUUGUGCUUUGAGGUUGCAUCAGCUUAAAGGGAUAUUCCAGCGUAAAAUAAAGUUAGGGUCAAACACACCGUAACACCGAGUUAGACACCCCCUCGAGGGAUGAAUGUUGCCGACCGCCUGCUUCUCUAGUUAUACCAACAGGACAUAUAGGGUCCCAGCUAUAGUACUAGCCACCAAACAUCUUUUUAGCUUUUCCUUAUUUCUUUAGCAAAGAGACUAAACCCAUCUCACCUACUCUCUUCCAGCAGCCGCUUGUUUGUAGUGAAACCUCAGGCCAGUCCAUUACGGACUGUUGCGGGGUGACGCAGCUCAAGGAAGAACAUUUAUGAUCAUUUUCUUAGUAAUUUCUUUGAAGUAAUUUUCCCCAUAUUAAUCAUUUUGCACUGUAGAUGCUGUAGUUCUUCUGCCUUGGCGUUUUGGUCUGAUUGCAUUUCCAUGAAGAAAUGAUCAUAAAUGUUCUUCCUUUAGCUGCAUCACCCCGCUGGAAUUUUAUGCCAGAAUAUCCCUUUAAGCAUCCAAUAAAGUAGAAAGUGUGUGCUUACUUUCUUUCCUUUGGUCAGAAGGUGGCACAGAAACUGAGAGAUCUCCAUCUCAAAGUGGACAACAGUCUCCAAAACUGGACCGAAAUCCAUCACCACCGCCGGUCACAGCCGACGGAGAGGAAGGUGAAGAUUUGGAUGCCAUUGGAGAAACUGUUUAUAGCAAGCACUGGCUUUUCAGCACCCUGACGCGUCUAAUCAAUGUAAGCAUUCCCAAUACAAAAUUUAAUGCAUAAAAUUAGAUUCUUUGUCGUGAUUCAGCUGGAAACAGCAGCAUAAUUUGAAGUUGUUUUUAUGUGUUGAUGGAUUUUACAAAUUUCACAGUACAAGAGACUUACAAACACAGAGCAUCAGGCUGCUGCAACACAUUUUAAAGGGAUAUUUCAGGAGAUAUGAAGUGCGAUUGUAUGAGUUACAUGUCACUAGUAAGUGCAGCUGCCACAUUGGGGCCCCCUCAAUGAGAAUACAAGGUUGUGCUGAAGAAUCUCCCUGUAGAGCAAACACUCGUACUGUGAUAUGUGUCUCUAAAGAUGUUUCAUGACAGGGUACCCUCUCUACAGUAAUCUGUAGUCUAGUUUGCAUGCCAAUUCUCACAGCAAUUUUUCUCACUAAAGGGGCAGAACUGACCAGCAUCUGCUGUGGUUUGUACAGUAACUAGUAACAUCAAACUACCCCACUUCAAAAAUACUGAAAUAUCCCUUUAGGCACAGUUGUUUUCAUGAUACGAACCAUUUAACAAUAGUCUCUCUUCCUGUAAGGCAGUAAUUUUUUUAUGGUUGCUAAAUGGUUUAUUCAAGAUGGUCACAGAGCAUUCGGAGGAGGACUCUGAAGGUGAAAUGCAGCUCCCUGAUGAUGAUGAGGAAGAUCUGUGUCGGGUCUGGGAUAUGGCCAUGGAUAAGGUAGAGUAUGUGUCUUAAACCUGCAAAUGAGUGUGCUAUAUGCUGCAGUAUUGGGCUAUUUUUCAAAUGUUUGAAUCACUAAUGAGUGGGUCUUUUUUAGGAUGUUGCUGGUUUUCUGCAGGAAUUCAAAGCUACAGACAUUCUUCUCGGGGUGAUAGCCAAAUCACGCUGUCCACGUCUCACAGUGAGUUUCAUUAAUUCAGUGGCAGAAGAAAAUCCUGUGCUUGAUGUCGUAUUUUUGGGUUUUGAAUUGAAGAUUUUUCUUCUGUUUCUAUAGGAAAUUUGUGUCGGGAUCCUUGAGAACAUUGCUUGCUUUCCUGAAACUUGUCUGACUCUUAGUCAAAAUGAAGACUUGAGGUUGGUUACAGUCUUCAGUCCUCCUUCAAAUAAGGUUUUGUGACCUGAGGAUGUCAAUUUCUAUGAAUGCAACUCUGCGUGUUUCCACAGAGCUGUGCUGUUACUUCUUCUUGGAGACACAGAUCCUCCCACCCUUCUGGAAACAAGCAGGUAAAAUCUGCAUCACCAGUACAUGUGAGACAAAGAGACUGAGAGUGUGGCAUUAAUCCUCUCUGAUGGUGUUUGCAGGUUGCUGCUAACCUGUUUGUCUCAGAAAGACGUCUGUUCCCUGUGGCUUCAGCGAAUACGACGGCAGACGUCCGUGCUCUCCAACCUCUGUUUUAUCAUGUGCAGUUCCACCAACAGUACGAUGCAUUUCUCACCUCCACUGUUAUGAACUCACCAAAUGUAACUUAUUAUUAAAAUGUGCAGACAUACUUGGGUGACUUAGCUCAAAGUUCCUCUCCGUAGAUUAUUCUCAGGGUUUUUGAAUCUGAUGGUGCAUAGGAGUUGUUUUUUAGUGAGUGGGUCACAAUUUUUUUUUGGUAAUCCUGUGCACAUGCAAGUGACUCACAUGCACACGAAUAAGCCCUGCUUAUAAUUUCCAGCUCUUCCACUGAUGUAUAGGGGAAAGUGCCACAGCGAGCUAUGCAGUGCUGGAAUGAAGAAAGGGACUAAGAAAAGUUGCAAAUAAACAUUAUCAAAACAACUUAAGAAAAUGUGUUUUUAAAAUAAUGAUUAGGGAAGGAAAUGGACAUUAGUACACACAGACUUUUGGCUGGCAUACAGUGAAAUUUCAACAUUUCUUAGCUGUAUUUUCAACCUAAACAAGAGAAAGAGAGCUGUAGCGUCUGUUUUUCACACAGAAAGAGAGUAAGAGUGAAGAAGACAAAGCCUUAGAAAUUAAAAUAAAAGACUCCAUUUUCUCAUUGCUCCUUAGUGAUUACACUUUAGAUGAAGGUGUGAAGCAUCCACAACUCCAAACACAUGCAUAUAAAGGUGCUUGAUUUUGUUAAUCACUCAAGUGUGUCUGUCUGUUGUACCCUUCAUCCUCUCUUCUUCGCCACCGACCGUUACAGGCUGGCAAAUACUGACUCUGCUCUUUUAUGUAAUUGUUGUACUAAUUGUCCUCUGUGUUUUACAGCUGACCUGCUGGAGAAGGUUGGAGAGCUGGUUGACAAACUCUUUGACAUGGAUGAAGAACUGAUGAAGAGUUGGGUCAUGAUUCAGUCAAGCGAGGAGGAGGAAGAGGGGGAGGAUGGCGGCGAAAGGCGUCUAGAUAUCACUUUAAGUCUCCUUGAGGCAGCUAAGCAGAUAAGGUGAGCAUGGGGAGUUGAAAUUCUGGAGAAUGUGAAGGAGUUUACAAAUAUAUUUAUUUUCCGAGAAGUGAUGAAAAAUAUAGUGAUGAUAAAUAGAUAUGUAUGGCAUUGUUUUCACAGAUUAGACAGUCCAAACGGCUUAGAGGUUUACCUUCAUGCCUUCCAACUCCUCACCACCAUAGACGAGGGCAUUCAGACUCUUGGUGAGCGCAGUCAAAACACUUUUUUCGGAUCAGCUGUUGGCAUGAAAUCCAAAACACACCUGAGGUGACCUCAAAGCAAAUAACAUGUUGCGCAAUUGUUCCUCAUAGCCUCCUCUGACGGACCUGGCAAAGCACUGUGGGAUUUUGUCUGUGACGUGGUGUGUGAGGAUCUCUGCCAGUCAGAUGAUCUAUCAGUCGUCUUGCAUGAGCAGAAGAGUGUUUUGGUCCAGGCUUUUGCUGUACUCCAGGCACUUAACAGAUGCCAGGAUCAGUGGCGCAACAGAAGUGAUGCAAGUAAGUUUUGUAACAGCUCCAUUGUGUUUUAGUUGCACAAUUUACCCCAGAUUUACUGGGUUUACCCUUUUCCAAUCCACGUAGUGUGCUGAAACGAUGAUUUGUAGUUGACUGUUUAAUGCCUUGAUCAGCCGUCUCUGAUAACAAAAGAUAUCCAAGACCAAAAUGGUUUAGUGAGGUGUAGUCUUGUAAGAUACUGAAAGUAAGAGCUUCUAAAAGUGGCACCACAGCGUUUAGUGGAAGCUGACGUACUAAUACAUAUAAGAAAUGGCCAAUGUUGAAGUUGGGUGAAAACUUCAGAACUGUCUACUCAGAUUUAAUGGUCUCUAUAAUGGAGAAAAACACAACAAAACGUCUCACUAAAGUAUGUACUAUUAAAUAUCAAAUAAAAUAUUUACAAAUGAUAGUAAAACAGGGUGUUUGUGAUGCACACAAUAUUUUCUAUAAGACUUCUUAUUUUAGCUUAAUACUGUUCAGGGCAUAACAGGAAAAAGUGUAAGAAAAAAAAAAGAUAUAGAUCAAACUAAAGGAAUCAGUACAUCAGCCUGCUGUAUUUAUUGAUUGUUUUUUUUCCAUCAGGCCCUCCCCUAAUUGGGACCAUUUUAAGAGUUCUUCAGCACCACAGUGAGAGCAAAGCUGAUCAAACCAAAGAGGACACGCGGGAUGAACAGCUUCAGACUCUGGCAGAGAUCACGUCUGAGUUCCUGGCUGAUAUCUGCUCUCAGAUCUCUAAGGUAUUUCUUGUGCAACUAACUUUUUAUUGAGGAUUACGGUAAAAGUAGCUUUUUUUCUGAAGUGUUUGUUUUGUAUUUAUAGGAAACAGUGGCAGCUUUGGUAAAGGAAGGAUAUCUUACAGAGAAGACGUCUCUCACAGCUGCACACAGUUUAGCUCAAAACUCCAAGACUUCAGUAAGUGCUUUCACCGAAACUACAUUCUACAUUCAUUUAUAGACCAGCAGGAACUCAUGAAAAAGGUUUCUCUUAACAUUUUUUCUCCCAGACAGUAAGCUUUACAAAUGCUGCGUAGUGUAUCUGGUGUAUCAGUUUAAAAAGGAAAGAAAAACAAAAGACCCCUUACAAACUUUAAAUUUUGUUCUUCAGUAAAAAACUGUUUUUUUUUUUUAAUCCUGGAAUUUACCAAGAGCAGUUCAGCUUCAAAUUUAUUUAAUGAUGGAAGUGGAGCCAAGUUUUCCGUAGUAUAUAGUCAAACAGAAGAAGUAGUUUGCAUUAAACAUGGCUGGAAGGUGGUACCUUCAACCUCCUGACUGGAAGAUGACGAACUCUACUGCUGAGCCACAGCUGCUCCAGCUCGUUGGUUACAGCUUCUUGAAUUUUGGAGAGUCACCUAAAAUGAAUUAUUGUAAUGAUUCAGGAACAAUAAUUUAAGUGUAGAAAUAUCUUCAUUGAAAGCCCCAUCCUUUUGUGUUUUAACUGCAGUCAUUAAGUGUUCAGGCCUAAUUUUAGACUUUGUACCGUGUUAAGAUGUGUGAUGUGUUAAGCUGCUGAUACACACCACCAUCUCCUGUGGAAAAUAAACAUCAUAUUUCCAUCCUUCCCCUCUUCCUCUUGUUCAGUUUCAGCACCUGCAGUCCAUGCUGUCAGAGACUGAUCCCCGACUGGCAGACAUUGUGAGGAAACAGUUUCCUGUGUGAGGUGCUCCUCUCAUCCAGAGUCUCACCUUGGCUUUUAUUAGACAUAACUAUUUCCUCUCCAAGGAUCGUGCUCCAAGUCAUGCUGUUUGGAUUUCCAUCGAAAGGACUCAACAAGGAUGUCGCUCCAUCAUAAACUGUAGAUAGUGUGACAAAGGCUGUACCAUAUUUUUCUUCUUUCCAAUGUGAAUGUUAUUUUUGUAUUAAAAAAAUCUGAAUUUUAUGAAACAGA
This is a messenger RNA of Xyrichtys novacula (pearly razorfish), 5833 nucleotides long. The record is from the annotation of a GenBank genome assembly. Lineage: Eukaryota; Metazoa; Chordata; Actinopteri; Labriformes; Labridae.